Fomitopsis serialis is the source of this 1122-nucleotide messenger RNA. RefSeq lists its product as uncharacterized. The record is from RefSeq and is a predicted model, not a curated record. The coding region runs from base 1 to 1122 and encodes 373 amino acids. NCBI's taxonomy places the organism in Eukaryota, Fungi, Basidiomycota, Agaricomycetes, Polyporales, Fomitopsidaceae. The transcript has 5 exons.
AUGCACCGCACCAUCGCCCACAUCCAGCGCAGGGCCAGCGUCGCCGGGCGGCGCACCGCGUGCCACGCGCGUGCGCUGUCCGCGUCCGCCCUCGCACCCGAAGGACACCACGACGCCUCCGACCCGUCUCUGCUGCUCGACUCUUCCCUCAAGACGACCGCGCGCGCACAAAAGCCGUCCCACGCGGUGCCGUUGCGUGGCGAGGGCUCGCACGGCAGCCACGCGCGACAGAUAGCGCAGUCCCUGCGCCGACACGCGCCCGCCCGCCCCGUCGUGUUCAGCCCCUCGCCGUCGUCGUCCGGGCAGGACCCAGCCCCAAACCCAGAGCCAGAGAACAACGGCGACGGCGAGAUUUCCGACCAGGAGUGGGAGAUCCGCACAGGCCGCGCGAUCUGGAUACUGCAGCAGACGCUCCCCGCGUUCUUCCACACCGGGCUCGUCACCUCGCUCGAGACGCCCCUCGUCGCGCGGCCGCCCGCGUCCGAGUCCCCCGAGGGCGCGGAGAGGGGGACGGCGGAUCCGCACUGCGGGGGGCGCCCCGCGCGGCCGGACGGCGACUCGGAGAGCAUAUACAGCCGCGCGGUCCGCCUCGCGUACACCCCGCCGCACGCGCUGCCCCCGCCGUUCCCGCGCACGCUGACGCUCGAAGGCUCCGCGCUGUACCUCGCGUCGUCCGCGUUCGUGCGCCACACGCUGAACGCGCUCUACACAGACCUCACCGUGCGCACCACGCGCGUGCGCGUCCUCGGGCCCGGGUCCUCGUCCGGCGGGGAGCAGGACCCGCACGGCAGGGCCCCGCGCGCGCCGCAGAAGCAGCGCGCCCUGCGCGAGAAGAGCCUCUUCCUCGGGCUCAGCGUGUCGGGCGUCGCGCGGGUGAGCGGCGCGCGCGGCGGGUGGGACGUGAACUCGACGUACACGUUCUCCCCGCAGACGGGCCUCAUCCACCUGCACCAGAUCGACUCCAUCGAGCCCGCGCCGACGCAGGCUGUGUUCGACGCGCUCCGCGCCGCGCUCGCCAAGCUCGGGCUCGCGGGCGCGGACGACGGCGCGCAGGCCCCCGGGGCGCCGGGUGCGGCACGGGCGCAGCCUAUCCCUGCGUCUGUCCGGGCGGCGUCGUCAUGA